AUGUCAUCCAAGACCGUUGAGAGUUCCGAGAAGCAACAGAGGGGCGACGUUACCAGUGCGAAGGCUUCUAAGAAGGAGGCCAAGUUGCAGUUCCAGUUGAAGGUGCCAAAGGGCACGAAGGACUGGGCUGAUAAGGACAUGGUGAUCCGUGAGGCCAUUUUCAACUCGUUGUCGUCGCUGUUCAAGAGACACGGUGGUGUCACCAUUGACACGCCUGUGUUUGAGUUGCGUGAGAUCCUUGCUGGUAAGUACGGUGAGGACUCCAAGCUGAUCUACAACUUGGAGGACCAGGGUGGAGAGCUGUGCUCCUUGAGAUACGACCUGACGGUGCCAUUUGCCCGCUAUGUUGCCAUGAACAACAUCCAGAACAUCAAGCGUUAUCACAUUGCGAAGGUGUACAGACGUGACCAGCCAGCAAUGACCAAAGGCCGUAUGAGAGAGUUCUACCAGUGCGACUUUGACGUUGCUGGUGUCUAUGACCGUAUGGUUCCAGAUUCCGAGGCGUUGUCCAUCUUGGUUGAAGGUUUGCAAGGAUUGGGAAUCAACGACUUCAAGAUCAAGAUCAACCAUAGAAAGAUCCUCGAUGGUAUCUUCAAAGUGUGUGGUGUUAAGGAUGAGGACGUUAGAAAGAUCUCCUCGGCGGUUGACAAGUUGGACAAGUCGCCAUGGGACGCCGUCAAGAAGGAGAUGGUUGUAGAGAAGGGCCAAACAGAGGAGACUGCUGAUAGAAUUGGUGAGUACGUCAAGCUCAACGGCUCUUUGGCUGAGGUUCUCGAAGUGUUGAAACAGAAGGAGGAACUCACGUCUAAUGAGUUUGCAGCACAGGGAUUGGAAGAUAUGGAGAUCCUGCUAACGUAUCUGGAUGCCUUUGACAUCACCGAUAAGGUGUCGUUCGACCUGUCACUAGCGAGAGGUCUUGAUUACUACACCGGCUUGAUCUACGAAUGUGUCACUGCUGCUAGUGCUCCACCUGAGAACGCUGCUGAGUUGAAGAAGAAGAAACAAGGUAAGGAGGAUGAGGACGCAUCUGAGUACGUGGGUGUUGGUUCCAUCGCUGCUGGUGGCCGUUAUGAUAACCUUGUGAACAUGUUCGCUACUGCCACUGGUAAGAAGAAUGUUUCCAUUCCAUGUGUUGGUGUCUCCUUUGGUGUUGAGAGAAUCUUCUCCUUGAUCAAAGCACGUGAGGCUGCAAAGACUGAGGAGUCCAUCAAGCCAACCGCCACGCAAGUGUUUGUCAUGGCCUUUGGUGGUGGUCCAGACUGGAAAGGUUUGUUGCCAGAGCGUAUGCGUAUUGCCAAACAACUGUGGAAUGUUGGUAUCGAAUCUGAAUACGUCUACAAGGCCAAGGUGAACCCAAGAAAGCAGUUCGAUGCAGCAGACAAGUCUGGUGCUAGCGUGGCUGUGAUCCUGGGUAAGGAGGAAUUUGCUGAGGGCAAGGUUAGAGUAAAGAGAUUGGGUCAACAGUUCGCUGAUGACGAUGGUGAGAUUGUUCCAUUGGAACAAGUUGUAUCCAAGGUCCAGGAGAAGCUGUCAGAGGCAAAGGACGACCACGGAUACGACAAUGUUACUCGUUUGCUAAAGGGAUUGUGA
Molecule: messenger RNA, 1590 nt
Organism: Williopsis jadinii
Lineage: Eukaryota; Fungi; Ascomycota; Saccharomycetes; Phaffomycetales; Wickerhamomycetaceae
Gene: HTS1
Product: histidine--tRNA ligase
Exons: 1
Coding region: 1-1590 (529 amino acids)
Biological process (GO): mitochondrial translation; histidyl-tRNA aminoacylation
Cellular component (GO): mitochondrion; cytoplasm
Molecular function (GO): histidine-tRNA ligase activity; ATP binding
Source: RefSeq, a predicted model, not a curated record